Molecule: messenger RNA, 912 nt
Organism: Trypanosoma cruzi
Lineage: Eukaryota; Euglenozoa; Kinetoplastea; Trypanosomatida; Trypanosomatidae
Product: splicing factor TSR1, putative
Exons: 1
Coding region: 1-912 (303 amino acids)
Molecular function (GO): RNA binding
Source: RefSeq, a predicted model, not a curated record
AUGUCUGAGUCCAGAAGUGGUGACAGCGUCGAGGAGCCACCCCGCACCAACAGCCAUGAGAAGAACAAUAACAAUAAUAACAACAACACUGCUAGCACCGCUACGAUGAAAACAACGUCCGUUUUUAUUGGACUCGGCCCUGCGGCCUCCAGCAUUUCCGACGAUGCACUACGUCAGCGCCUUGAAGAGGUGGCGCCUGUGCUUGGCGUGCGCAUCCGUGGUCGUUGCGCCUUUGCGGAUGUGCCUGACCCGGAGACUGCGGAAAGACUUGUGGCGGAGUUGGACGGUAAACUUAUUGGUGAUGCACGCAUGGCGGUGCAGAUCAGCCGCAAUAAAGAUAAGCAGCGUCCCCCCGGUAAUCAAAAUCAUAACAACAAUUUGAAUAACUCUGGGAGGACGUCGCUUUUUGUCGGUUUGGGUCCAGCCGGCGGUGCCAUCUCCGACAGAGAGCUUCGCAGCAAACUGGAGGAGAUUGCACCGGUUACCGGAUUUCGGCGACGCGGGCAAUGCGCGUUUAUCGACGUGGCGGAUAUGGCGCACGCAUCGAGAAUGAUUCAUGAACUUAAUAAUCAGUACAUUGGUGAUUGCCGUCUUUCUGUUCAGUACAGUCGUGAUAACAAGAGCUCUCGCUUUGGUGGCCGUAUGGAGAAGCGUAGCCGCAGCCCGGUCCGUCGUCGUCGUCGGCAACGUAGUCGUAGGAGUGAUAGCCUCGAUCGCCGCCGCUAUCGUCGACGCAGAAGUUACAGUUACAGCAGUCGCUCUAGCUCCAGCCGCAGAAGCAGUGUGGACUCCGAUGACAGCCGUGAAUACCAUCGACGGGACAGACGGGACAAACGACGCCGGGAGCGCAGCCGCAGUUAUAGUAGUCGAUCGCGAUCGAGCAGUCCAUCUUAUCGCAGGCGUCGUGAUUAA